UAGAGGGACACAGAGCCCAGACUUACAACUGUCCCAGCUGCGUGCGGCGGCGACAUGGGCGCCAGGAGACUCCGGGUCAGAAGCCGGAGGAGCCGGGACAGCCCCGUACCCACCCAAUGCAAUCAGACCGAGUGUUUCGACCCUCUGGUGCGAAACUGCGUAUCCUGUGAGCUCUUCCACACGCCGGACACUGGACAUACAAGCAGCCUGGAGCCAGGGACAGCUCUCCAGCCUCAGGAGGGCUCCGGGCUGAGACCCGACGUGGCGCUGCUUUUCGGUGCCCCCGCACUCCUGGGACUGGUACUGGCGCUGACCCUGGUGGGUCUGGUGAGUCUGGUGAGCUGGAGGUGGCGGCAACAGCUCAGGAUGACCUCCCCGGACACUUCAGAAGGAGUCCAGCAAGAGUCCCUGGAAAAUGUCAUUGUGCCCUCCUCAGAAACCCUUCACGCCUCAGCUCCUACCUGGCCUCCACUCAAAGAAGAUGCAGACAGUGCCCUUCCGUGCCACAGCUUCCCAGUGCCGGCCACAGAACUGGGCUCCACUGAGCUGGUGACCACUAAGACAGCUGGCCCUGAACAGUAGCAGCAGUGGAUUGGCUGGAAGCCAGGGAUCCCUACUGGGCUUGUGAACUUUCACCCAACAGCUUGGAAAAGAACUCGGCCCUUCGGGUGAUGGAGACCUUUGCCUGGGGGUGAACCCAGCAGAACCAGACACUACAGGCCACAUGAGAUUGUUUCUGUGUUAGCUUUUGACUUGAGAACAGUCCGUUUUUGAGAUGGUUUUUAAGCCCGUGUGCCUUCAGAUGGUUGGAUUAGGCUUGAGGGUUGAAUAUUAAUCUCUGUAACAAGGCAGAGACUGGAAACUUAAUCUCUUUCUAAAAAUUUUGGAUGGUGGAGUGGAGCCAUGGCUCAGCAGUUCAGUUUAUGUGCUGUGCUAGCAGGGGACUCCAGUUUUCUGGCAUCCCAGCACUCAUAUCAGGCAGCCUAAAACCACCUGUAACUCCAGCCCCAAGAGCAUCCUUGCCUCUAAAGGCACCAGCGCUCAUUUGCUCCAGUGUAUACAAAUACAGACACACACAGAGACACACACACAUAUA
This is a messenger RNA of Mastomys coucha (southern multimammate mouse), 1096 nucleotides long. RefSeq names its product TNF receptor superfamily member 13C (gene Tnfrsf13c). Gene Ontology annotation, molecular function: signaling receptor activity. The record is from RefSeq and is a predicted model, not a curated record. The coding region runs from base 55 to 582 and encodes 175 amino acids. NCBI's taxonomy places the organism in Eukaryota, Metazoa, Chordata, Mammalia, Rodentia, Muridae. Gene Ontology annotation, biological process: positive regulation of T cell proliferation; tumor necrosis factor-mediated signaling pathway; positive regulation of B cell proliferation. The transcript is spliced from 3 exons. Gene Ontology annotation, cellular component: external side of plasma membrane.